CGCAUCGCAGCGUGAUAUCGGGUAGUUAAUUUGCGCUUGAGGAAAAUGCGGCCGAUGCUGCAAGGCCUACGGGUGGGCGCCCGGGGCGCUCGCUGUGCUUCCAUUCUGGUCACUCGCACCUCUACCACCAAUUCUUCGUCCAACAAAAAUGUUGCGUCUUCAAGCAGCUCGCACACUAUUCCUCGUAUUCCAGUGGUGCCCUCGCGUGCCAGUAUCGGUCGCACCGGCUCUCGGCUUGCAGCAGCCGUCGUGGAGGAGGCCCCGGCGAAGGCGGAUAUCUCCCCCAGCAUUAAGCAGUCUGUUUUCAUGGAGCUGAAGACCAGCGACGAGUCCGAAAACCUGCUGCGCAUCCGGCACAGCUGCGCCCACAUCAUGGCAAUGGCGGUGCAGCGGCUGUUCAAGGGCGUGCAGGUGACUGUGGGCCCCUGGACCGACCGCGGCUUCUUCUACGACUUUGCAUGGCCCGCCGACAGCCCGCUGACGGAGAAGGACCUGAAGAAGAUCAAGAAGGAGAUGGCUAAGAUCAUGAAGGCCAACCUGCCUUUCGUAAAGGAGGAGGUUUCCCCCGCCGAGGCGGAGGCGCGCAUCCGGGCCCAGGGCGAGCCGUACAAGCUGGAGAUCCUGCAGUCCAUCCUGCAGCGCGACCCCAACGCACCCAUCACCAUCUACCACAUCGGCGACCCUGCCGGCCCUGCCGCCGCCACUGCCGCCGCUCCUGCGGCUGAGGCUGAGGUGGGCGCGGCGGAGGCGCCCAAGCCCGCGGGUCCCAAGCCCGUGGCCCCCUGGUGGGACCUGUGCGCGGGGCCGCACGUGGAGCGCACCGGCGACAUCAACCCCGACGCCGUGGAGCUGGAGAACGUGACGGGCGCCUACUGGCGCGGCGACGAGGCCAAUGCCAUGCUGACGCGCGUGUACGGCACGGCCUGGGAGACGCCGGAGCAGCUGGCGGCGUUCAAGCAGCUCAAGGAGGAGGCUGCCAAGCGCGACCACCGCAAGCUGGGCGCCGAGCUCAACCUGUUCAGCAUCCAGGAGUCCAGCGGCGGCGGCCUGGUGUACUGGCACCCGCCCGGCGCCAUGGUGCGGCACCUGAUCGAGAGCUUCUGGAAGGAGCUGCACCUGCAGCGGGGCUACCAGCUGGUCUACUCGCCGCACAUCGCCAAGGCUGACCUGUGGAAGACCUCGGGCCACCUGGACUUCUACCGGGAGAACAUGUACGAGCAGAUGAAGGUGGAGGAUGAGACGUACCAGCUGCGGCCCAUGAACUGCCCCUUCCACGUGUCCGUCUACAAGGACGGCUACUACAGCUACCGCGACCUGCCGCUGAGGCUGGCGGAGCUGGGCACCGUGUACCGCUACGAGCGCAGCGGCACCAUGCACGGCCUGUUCCGGGUGCGUGGCUUCACACAGGACGAUGCGCACAUCUUCUGCCUGCCCAACCAGAUCACCACUGAGAUCAAGGGCGUGUUGGACCUCGUUGAGGAGAUCCUGGGCACCUUUGGAUUCAACGACUACGAGGUGAACCUGUCCACGCGGCCCGAGAAGUCAGUGGGCAGCGAUGAGAUCUGGACCACUGCUGAGGCGGCGCUGGUGGAGGCGCUCAACGCCAAGGGCUGGAAGUACCAGGUGGACGCGGGCGGCGGCGCCUUCUACGGCCCCAAGAUCGACAUCAAGAUCCGUGACGCCAUCGGCCGCAAGUGGCAGUGCUCCACCGUGCAGCUGGACUUCAACCUGCCGGAGCGGUUCGACAUGCACUACUUUGACGACGCGGCCGCCAAGCAGCGGCCCAUCAUGAUCCACCGCGCCAUCUUCGGCAGCCUGGAGCGCUUCUUCGGCAUCCUCAUCGAGAACUACAUGGGCGCAUUCCCGCUGUGGCUGGCACCCGUGCAGGUCCGGUUGUUGACGGUGAACGACAACCUGGCCGAGUACGCCCACGGCGUGGCGGCGCAGAUGCGGAAGGCGGGCGUGCGUGUGGAGGUGGUGGGGCAGGCGUCCAUCGCCAAGCUCAUCCGCAACGCGGAGAAGGCCAAGACGCCCGUGAUCUGCGUGGUGGGCAACAAGGAGGCGGAGAGCAACAGCCUGGCAGUGCGCCUGUACGGAGGCAAGGAGCUGGGCGCGCUGCCGGUGCAGGACGUGAUCAGCCGCGUGGCGGUGGCGACUGCCACCAAGGGCAGCUUCUAAGCAGCUGCUGCGGUGUCGUUUGCUCCAAAGGCAGCCGGGGAGGAGGUGCUGGGAUGCGUGGCGCAUCACAAGAUUGCUUUGGUGACGCACUUGCAACGCAGGAAGGGGGCAGGGGCAAAGGGCAGGGCGCUGGCACAGGGUGCGCUUGUUAGGGCCGGAACGCACGUGUCCGGCUGUGAGCGCCGGCGGCGGGUGCGGUGCUCGCUGGUUUGUAGGCCGGAGCAGGCAGCGCAGGAGGAUGAAGCACACCGACAUGCAGGUCUUCGGUGCACUAGGCGAUGGGGGUGCUGCGGCGCCAAGGCUGGCUGGCUGCGGCGACAGCGCUGGCUGCAGCGAUGGCGCGGGCCAUGCUACUGCGGCGCAGCCGCUGCAUGGGGGGGGGGCAUCCGCGAGCAGGGGCGUGUGGCGCCAACUGAGUGGAGGGGGAGGGGGAGGUGAGGGGUGGCGACUGCAUAACGCGCUCGCUCGUGUUUUGGAGCUGAAGGAUGGGCACGUUUGGAUGCGUAACACGCGGACGUGCAUUGUUCUGCCGGGAAGGUUUGACGUAAGAAUGGAAUGCGGUUCAACCGGCAGCCACCGGCUUGAAGUUUUGAAUGCUUAGUUCACGGUGGUGAGUUACAAAGCCACACGCCGGCUGCACAGGGAGGCGGCAGACACGAUGGUACUGGCGCUGGGGGCUGCGUGGCUGACUACUGACGUCGGCUGUGGAAUGACUGGCACUGGGGCGUGAAUGACACGUACAGUGCGACACGCGAGCGCAGAAUUUAUAACAGACAGAAUAUUUGAGUUCGGAGCCUUCCCAGUGCAGGACUGCAACACUGCGUUGGCAC
Chlamydomonas reinhardtii is the source of this 3008-nucleotide messenger RNA. RefSeq lists its product as uncharacterized. Gene Ontology annotation, cellular component: chloroplast stroma; mitochondrion; cytoplasm. Gene Ontology annotation, biological process: threonyl-tRNA aminoacylation. The transcript is spliced from 18 exons. The coding region runs from base 307 to 2178 and encodes 623 amino acids. Gene Ontology annotation, molecular function: ATP binding; threonine-tRNA ligase activity. The record is from RefSeq and is a predicted model, not a curated record. Lineage: Eukaryota; Viridiplantae; Chlorophyta; Chlorophyceae; Chlamydomonadales; Chlamydomonadaceae.